This is a messenger RNA of Triplophysa rosa, 7104 nucleotides long. It is a transcript of the gene casp8ap2, whose product is annotated as caspase 8 associated protein 2. The transcript has 10 exons. Gene Ontology annotation, molecular function: transcription corepressor activity. Gene Ontology annotation, cellular component: PML body; mitochondrion. Gene Ontology annotation, biological process: extrinsic apoptotic signaling pathway via death domain receptors; Fas signaling pathway. The coding region runs from base 296 to 6214 and encodes 1972 amino acids. The record is from RefSeq and is a predicted model, not a curated record. NCBI's taxonomy places the organism in Eukaryota, Metazoa, Chordata, Actinopteri, Cypriniformes, Nemacheilidae.
UGUAAGGAUGGCGCGGGGCUGAUGGAAAUAUGCUUCAAGACAUUUUUAAAUAAUUGUCUACAGCCAAAUUGAAAAUUGCUGCUUGUUUGUAGAUGAGAUUGUACAUACGUCAGAGUGUUGAAAUCGGAACCUGAGCUUCUCUCUGCACUGUUUGGGUCAUCUUACAGUUGGAUAUCUGUCUGUUGUCGCUAGCCGACCACCAUACAUGCAGGAAGUGGGGUAACGUUAGAUGCACUGACACAUGCCCGUUAUUGGUUUUGUUUUGAAGAAGUUUUGCUUUUUAUAAAGCUGAAAAAUGGAGGAUCGCUUAAUGGAUGAACUCUAUGGGGAUCUUGAUAACCAUCCCUACGCUAUGUGUCGACAUGAUGAAGAAGACUCAGUGGACAUAUACUGUGGACUAGAGAGUAGCCCUAAGGGUGAUAAGAAUAAACGUAAAGUCAAUCAUUUUCUUUCCCCGCGGACAAUUGAAUCAAUGGAUAUGUAUGAGGAACUCAUCAGGGAAGAACAAGAAGAGAAGGAGGCAACCUACAAUGAGUUAAAGCAAAAAUUUGAAGAUGCACAGCUACAGGUUAAGGAGCUAAUCUCAAAGUUACAGCUACUGCAGACAAAGAAUUCAAGUUUGAACAAUGAAAACACGCUCCUGAAGAAGAACAUUUGUUCCCUCAUCAAGACUGCUAGAAUGGAAAUUGUACGUAAGGAUGAAGAGAUUAGCAGACUGAGCAAUAGGUCAGGUCGUGGAUGUUAUGGUCAAAUUUUUCAUCAGUCUCCAAUGGAAAUGGGUCAAGUGAACACGAGGCACACUUUGAACAAUACAUCACAUUUUGUUUUAGAACGUAGAGAUUCCAGACAAGACAGAGCUACAAAUGAAGUGAACAAGCCCAAGGGCAGAAACACUGUGUUGGAUAAAGCAACAGCUUCAGCUUUAGCACCACAACCUUUUGUGGUGCUCCAAAGGUGCCCUAGAAAUGAUCUUGAAAAUCCUCUAAAUCGUCAGAACAAAAACUCUGCUGGUAGAUCUGACAGUGAAACUAUUCUGCCAAAGCAAGAGCAUGGACGUGUCGAUCAUAACAAAACAUCAGAUGGUGCAAAACAUCCAACCACGUCCAAAGUUGUAGAUGCCUCAAAUACUCGAAAACCACAUAACGCUGAAUCGACAGUUCCCAGUACAACUUCUGACAGCCUCGGUAGCUUAGAGGACAACAAGAACUGUCCCUCUAGACAGGUAGACAUACUGGAAAAGUCUCAGACAAACACUAGCCGUGACAAAAAAUGCAACUUGCUGGACAAGGAUACAACUCAAAAAGGCCAGAAAAAAGUGGAAAGCAACUCAGGCAAAUCUGGAAGAAUUGAAGGAGAGCUUAUAAAAGACAGCUCUGUGUCUAGUGAAACCACAAAUCAUCCGCCUGAAGUUCCUGUCAUUCUCAAAAGUUCAGGGAGAUCUAAAAGCCCUUCCACCCAGUCCCACAAAGCUUUGUCAUCUGACGGCUCUUCCCAGUCUUCCAAAAGUUCACUUCAGACAGCUGCAGAUAUGGAGACACAGAAUCAAGAGCAUAUUCAAGAUACGGGCAGACCCAGCAAAGAAACAAGACAAUCCGGCUGGAGAAGAACAAUUACUUCUUUGGUGGAUGAGGCUACUCAUUCCCAUAACAACAAAAUGGAGAAACGAGAUUCAAGUGGCCAACAAAGGAAGGAGGAGAAAAGGCAAGCGACAUCUUCCAGUGUAGAAGGAAGGAGCAACAGAACAGAGAGACACAGAGAGCAUGAAAAGAGACCAAAGGAGAGUGGCAGGACUAAAAGAGAUGAGAGUCAUAGCAGAGAUAGAGAAAGAAAAAGCAACAGGUCAGAGGGUAGCAAAGAGCAUGAGCGGAGAAGUGCAAAGGAGGCAGAUAAGAAUGAAGAAAAUAAGAAGUGUAGAGAAGGAAGAUCAAAGAAACAAGCUGAUACCUUGGACACCAGGCAUUCUUCUUCUCCCAAAUGUGAUUCUCAAGAAAAGGAUGUCUGUAAGGGACAAGCAUCAAGUAGAAUUAAUGAGUCUUUGUUAAACAGCAAAAGGUCACACGGCCAUGAUAGCUCUAGAAAGAAAGUUUUUUGUAGUCCUGACAAGAAAGCAAGUUCUGAAAAGUAUUGUGCUAGAGAAAAGGUUAUGCACAAGGACAGAGAAAGAAAGAGAGACAGUGGUUGUGAGGAGCAUACGGUACAGAAAGAUGGAAAAUCAAAAAAUGCAGUUCAUAACAAAGAUCAGAAGGAUUCCUUGCAUAAAAAGGACAGGGUCAUCAGAGAAGGUCAACAAUGUAAGGAUGAUCAGAACAAACACCUUAAAACUAUCCAUACAAAGUCACCAUCAACUGUAGCUAUCAGUAGCAAUUCCAGCAAAACAAAAGAGGAUAAUAGUCCAGACCAAAAACUGAGUUUCAUGGAAACGUUGAACCUCACUUUAUCCCCUCUUAAAAAGCAAAGAUCAUCCUCUGAUCUUAAGAAGCAUGUUGGAGCAACAGCUGAAGAUGCCUCUGCUGACAAUGGUAGAAUAUCUGAACUCUCUGGAGAGGAAAUUCUUGUAAUCGAUAAUUUACAGAACAGCCAGCAAAGUGUUGAGGAGAUAAAUGAAGUCUCUGAGCCCACAACUAUAAUUAAACAACAUGACCGAACCAGUUCCUCCAAACUCUUCAUGGUUGUUACCUCUGAAAAAUCCUCCGCAGAAGAAACCAAUAUGGAGGUACAGGAACAGCAGGUCGUUGAUAAUCAAGAGGCUGUGGAUGAAGUGCCACCCAUUGAUCCAGUUCCAGUGAAGAAAACAGACAAGACAUUAGACAUCAAUGUUUUGGAUAAAGAUUCAUCAAAAUUAAAUACUGCAAAACUCACUCAAAACAGGAUCAGUCAGGGCUGCACGAAAGACUCCACUGGAACCAUAGAUAAUCCUGUUGUUUCUAAUAGUUUGUCCACUGAAAUGUUACAGAAAUUGACAGUAUCAGAUAGUACUCCUUAUUCAAUAGUUAAUUGUCAGAAACAGAAUUUUAUCACCACUGUAUCUGAGGAAACUUCUUUGAUGGGAAUCCAGAGCGUUCCUUUGCCUAACUCUCAGGAUUCACUGCCUGCACAGAAUAGGAUUUGUCAAGAGAAUGUGUCCUCCUCUGACAGAGCGUGUAAUCAUUCCUCUGAGGUUAUUGAAGGUUCUGUCACCAUGGAGGUGUCCUCCAGCACAAAAUCCGUAGACCUUGAUGAACAAAUCACAGUUAUUUGUUAUGCUGCAGAAAUGAGUACUUCUAAACAGGACAAUGAGAGAUCAAGCCAUACACCUAAAAAUCUAAAACCUGUUGAAAUGUUCCAGACAUCUGACAAUCUGAAAAUGACUGAGAAAUCCCAUCAAAGCUCAGCUGCAAGCAUUACUGUAAGAGAGGAGACAACAUCUUCCACGCAGGCUAGUUUCUCAGAGCCAGAUUCCACAGAGAAGGAUGAGCAGAACAUAAAAUCAUCUAGUUCUGAUGUGUUGUGCCACGAUGAAGACUCCAUGAUGCUUACACUUAGGAACAUCAAAGUCAUUCCAGAGGCCAUUAGCCCUCUCACAAGUCCAGUCCGUCAGGUGAAGAGAGUCCAGCCUCAUUGUGCUGAUAAGCAACCGCAUGUCAAGAGUCUUAGCAAAGACCUCUCCACGGCAAGUGAUAAAGUGAACAUGGACAUGAACAAAGAGAACAAGUCGCCAGACUCUUCUGUCACAACUGUCCCCCAAAUGGGGACUGUAGAUGCCCUUUCAGUUAGUGGAACUGAAGAAGAAGAGCUGGAGGACGGUGAGAUAGUGAGUGAGAGUGAGGAAGAGGGACCUCUGUUUAUUCAGACUCCACCAAGAGAACAGGACAAGUCAACCUCAGGAUCUCUUUCAAGUCCAAAGCUAUCUUCUGUUGGCAAAAGAGCAUCCCAAGAGAAAUCUUGCGCCCCUGUGAAAUAUUCAAAUCCUAAGAGCUCAGUGACUCCUCCUUCUAGUACCAGUCCCACCUCAAAUAAGAGACGCUUUAAAACAGUCAGCCUGCCAUUGGUAGCAGCAGUCCUUACUUUAGAUGAAUUUAUGGACAGACUGGCAAAUAUUCGAGUUAAGUUGAGGAGGAAGUAUAUGAAGCUUCACAAAAAUGUCACCUCAACUGCCUUCUGCUGCAUAGUGGAUAUGUCUCAGGCUUCUUUUACAGAAUUUGUCAAUGCAGUUGACUUGGAUAAGUUGUGCCAUCAGGGUAAUAACAUGAAAGGUAAACUUAAUAAGAUUAUAACUUCUAUCAUGAGCAAGGUCACCAAGAAUGGCAUUGUCAACCGUAUCUUUGAUCAGAAAGCUGGAGAUCUCAAGCUGAAAUUGUGGACGUUUGUGGACGGGCAGUUUGACUUCUUGUUCAAGGAACUGAAAGCAGCGCUCAGAAAUAGCUUUGAGCCAUCGGUGAAUGCACGCUCAACUGAAGAUAAAAAUGCAACUCUUAAAGGAAAAGAGGUUGUGGAAAAAGAUCAUGAAACAUCUGUUCACAGGGCUAAGAAAGCCAAAGUUGACACAGGAAACUGUAGCAAAGAGACACCUCCAAUUAAGUUGCCCCCUCCUAGGGGCCUUGGUAGCAGGGGUAAAAAUAUAAAAGCUGUUAUGCAGGAAGAUGAUGAGCCGACAAACAUGAAGACGUCACAACAACUUCCUACAUCAUCGUCUGUAAAGUCUGUCCUCAAAAUGUCUGUCCUGGAAAGCACCUCUGGAUUUGAGAAUAAAAUCUCACCCUGUGUCCGCAGUCUCUCCAAUAAUGGGUUAACACAUGACAAGUCGGAUUUUGACAUUCUCACGGAGCAACAAGCAUCAAGUUUAACCUAUAACUUGGUCUCUGAUUGUCAAAUGGGAGAGAUAUUUAAAUGUUUGUUGCAAGGGUCUGAUUUGCUUGAACCCGGUCUUCCAGUAGGGGACAGUCAAUGCUGGCCAGUCAGCACCCCCCGAAAGGAAGAUGUUCCAGGGGAUAGUUUGAUUGGGAUUAUGACCCCUAACAAGACAACUCCAUCUAAAUUCAGUGCAUCCUGGUCUUCCAUUUCCCCUUACAAGUUUUCUUCUAAUAGCAAAAUGCUCGUAGACCCAGCAAUUCUCGAUGAGAGCUGCUUGUUAGAAGUUCCCUCUAGUUCCAAACCAUCCCGGCUUCCUACACAAUCAACUGUAACCUCUCAGCGAACUUUCUCUAUCCUGGCUGAAGAUCUAGCUGUGUCCCUUACCAUUCCUUCACCUCUGAAGUCGGAAAGUCACUUGAGUUUCUUGCACCCUGGAACCGGACAGCCACUGUCUGCCCCAAAUAGUAUUAUGAGUGCCCAUUAUAGCGAAGAUGCUCUCGAUGGAGAAGAUCCCACAGAGCAGGACAUCCACCUUUCUCUUGACACGGACAACUCCAGCUGUGGGUCGAGUCCUGACAGAAAAUGGGAGGACUCUGAUCCGACCGGUUUCCAGUUUAAACCCAAUUUACCAAUGCAGGCUGUGGUAAUGGAGAAGUCAAAUGAUCAUUUCAUUGUACGAAUAAGACACACAUCUACCAGCCCAACGGAAAGUGGUCAGAAUGAAGAGAAAAUGGAGCCUGUGUUAACUGCAGAGCAACAACCCGCUUUAAACCCAAACCAUUGUCCAUGCCACAAAGACUUGGACCAUACACAUGAAGAGACAGUGGAUGAAAUCCUAGAAAUGUCACUUGAGUCAUGUCACAUUUCGGAUAAACCAAUAGAUGCUCAUCCAUCAAGCCAAAAAUCUCCAUCUGAAGAUGUUUGUGACAGCAAAGCUAAGCAGGUUUCCAGUGAUGCUCUUCUUGAGGUUAGUUCAGCAGAGGUCAAGACAACAGAAGAAAGGGUGUCAAGAAAACGUAAGAAACAUCACUCAGAGCCAACAGCAAAGCGCACCAAAACAGACAAAUCUCAAGAUAAACAUCGCAAGGCAAGGCAUAAAAGAAUGUCGAAAUCCCCCAAAGACUCAAGCCCAAAAGGUGCAGUAUCCCCAGUGUCCUCUAGCAGCCUUUCUGCAAAGAAUGUCAUCAAGAAGAAAGGGGAAGUGGUCGCGACUUGGACCAGGGAUGAAGACCGGGACAUUCUUGUUGAGCUAAAAAUGAAGGGUGCUUCACCAAAGACAUUUGCAGCUUUAUCAAAACGGUUAAAAAAGUCAACAGAACAGAUCGAGGAGAGAUUCACUCAAUUGUUGAAGCUGUUCAAGAAGAAAGAAAAAAUGGAGAACUAAUUUAACAAGACAAGUUUGAAGUGUCAAAAGUCAACAGACAUUCUUUCUGAUACUGAACUCUUGACUUCUAAGGUGGAAAUGUGUUAGAAAAUGUGUUUUUUGACAUGUUUGAGAAAGCACUUACACUUGCGACUCACAAAAGAUCUGCAGUAAAUGGUCUUUUAGCUGAUCGUCUCUUUUCUUUGAUGAACAUUUGGUGUAAGCAGAUACAGAAUUGAUCCUACAUUUUGGAGCGUUUAUAUAAUAAAUAGAGAAAUAUUUUCAGUGUUAAACUCACUUUCGACUGUAACUCCUCUGAAUGUGUUAAAGAUAUAAACCAAUAUCAAAGUUGGUUAAAAACAUAUACUGUUUUAAUUGCAUAAACCCUGUACAAUACUAACCAGUCACUUGUUAAAUUUUGGUAAAGUAAGCAAAAUAUAGCUGUUGCUGUUUUGUUGAUGCAGGCACUUUUUUAAAUGGAAAUAUGAACAUUUUUGUAUUACAAGUUGACUUUUGAGAAGUUAAUAAGGCCUUGUUUUUAGAUCUACCUCGGCAGAAUGCAAAUCUUUUUUAAACUUAUGCUUCUAUGCUAACAGGCCUCAUAAUUAGUUUUUAUCACAUGGCCCUGAAAGUAGACAGAGGAAAAAGCUAUUAGUAGUGCCAUUUUAUUCUAAUUUGAAUCUUUGUUCUGUCAGUCACCCUAAGAAGUUUGGUUUUAUAACAUUAGUAACUUCAGAGUUACAUGUUCUUUUCUUAUAACGGCUUAUAGGAUUUUCCCUUGUAUAUAUGUGUACAUUUUUUCAGAGACAGAAAUCUAGUUAUGGGAACUUUUCUUUAAGAAUUAUAUUUUGUUUGAAAAUAAAAUGUGUAAAAUUUGAAGUUCUAAAAAAUCUUGCAAUGUUUCAAAAAUA